This is a messenger RNA of Caenorhabditis elegans, 93 nucleotides long. RefSeq lists its product as uncharacterized. The transcript has 2 exons. Bases 1 to 93 code for a protein of 30 amino acids. NCBI's taxonomy places the organism in Eukaryota, Metazoa, Nematoda, Chromadorea, Rhabditida, Rhabditidae. The record is from RefSeq and is marked reviewed.
AUGCAAUUGCACGGGAAUCGGAACAGAAGAGUGAACAAUUUGACAACAAAUGCAGUGGAAAUAAUGAAAAAUCACAACAAUGAAAGAAAAUGA